Sabethes cyaneus is the source of this 9216-nucleotide messenger RNA. RefSeq names its product GTPase-activating protein CdGAPr (gene CdGAPr). Gene Ontology annotation, biological process: small GTPase-mediated signal transduction. Lineage: Eukaryota; Metazoa; Arthropoda; Insecta; Diptera; Culicidae. Gene Ontology annotation, molecular function: protein binding; GTPase activator activity. The transcript has 8 exons. The record is from RefSeq and is a predicted model, not a curated record. The coding region runs from base 1173 to 7367 and encodes 2064 amino acids.
UCGGUUUUUAUAGAGUUUUAGAAUUAUUAUUCUGUGGGAAUAUUGGAAUAUUCCAGUCCGCCUUUCUUACUUUGUGUGUUGAUAUUACGAAGUGAAAAAACAGUUCGAUUGCUGCGCGGAUAUUCGGUUACUUUUUCUCCGUAUUAUACUGGGACAGUGUACGAGAUGAAAGAGAGUUUCGAUUAAAUACUUUUCUGAGUUGACAAAUGAAUCGAAAGCAGUGAAAGAAUUGGUGUUGAUUGUACAUACUAAACUGUGUAAUUGUGCAAGUGUUUUGUGUUUUAGAUUAGAAUUUUUGUCAAAGCUUACUAUGCUUGACGACGGAUGCUGGUAGUGAAGUCAUGCGCUAAAAUCCUGACCGAAACAGAUGUUUCUAUUAUAAACAAUCCGUGUGAAUCUGACAAGGAAGCUGCGAGGAGAAUCGAUCCAUUACGAAUGCAAAAAAAAAACCUUGAUUAGCAACCUGUGCAGAGUGAAAAAUUUGCGUGAAACGCUGGGUGUAAAAUUUUGACUCCCUUGUUCAACGUGUGGAAAGUGUGGCAAAAGACAAAAUCGUUCGGGAAAAGCGGCGGAAAAUCAGAGUCAUCGGUGUGUGUUUGUGCUCGUGUUUGUAUUCGAUCAGGAGAGAAAAUUUUCACUCGGCGAUGGGCGGUGAUGUUUGUUAAAAAUAGCUGCGAAAGAAGAAAAGGAAAUUCUUGUCAUCUGUAGUGCUUAAUUUCUCCAUGAUCCACACACGUCGGGCAGCGUGCUUCGGCUGACUCGCUUCCAAAACGCAGCAAAAUUUUACGAAGGUGAUAAAGAGCUAAGUGUCAGAUUCGGUGGGUGAAGGUGCUAGAGAGACCAACUACUAUACACCGUGGGAAGGAAAAUACCUGGGCUGGGUGGAGUAUUCCUGAAGUGUGCACGGACCAAGAGAACCAGGCGCUGCUUCUUUUGCGGCUGGAUCGAGUUUUACUGCCAUCGGAAAAAAGAAUCAAACACCCGUUGAGAUGUGUCGCUUGGAAAGUGACACAACCGGUGCCGGAAGCCUGCUCCACUGGUGUGCAGCGGCGUAGUAGGCCGCCCACCUCGAGCUACCCUGAAGUACUCAAACAUUCGCAGACAGUGCAACUGUCAAACUAAACCGUAAACAGACCCAUUGUAGAGUCCCAGUUCACCAACCCCGGGCCGAUAUGAUGAGUAACACCAGUAAGCACUACCAGUUCGGAGCAGGAUCCGCCAGUACAUCUCAGUCGGAAUCUGCCAGUGCCACUACCGCCGGUAUAAUCAUCAAAAUGUCCGAAAAACAGCGCACCGUCAGCGAUAGUGAGUCAGAGAUUAACUACGACAUGUUCAACAGCAGCGUCACGACGUCGGAAUAUGGAGGCUCGGUUAUGAACACUUCGCAGAUUUCCAACGCAUCCUCCGAUUCAACGCACAUCAAGAGUGCCAAUCUGACGCGGUCGCAGAAUUUAGGCGGAUCCUGUCGCUUCCCGAAGCUAGAAGAAUGUGCCCACUUCCACUACGAGCGUGUUCAGCUGGGUAAACUGACGGUUCGUUUGGUAACGGACGAGCGAAACGAUUCCCAGCUGGGACCGCAGAGUGGCCAAAGCUCCCUCCUGGCUAGUACCGAUCUCAGUAGCUCCCAAACGACGGCGGUGGUUAGAAAUAUCUGGUUCAUCAUCCGAAUAACGGCCGGUCGGUCGGAUUCUUUCAUGAUCAAGCGUUCGUUCGAGAAUAUGCGCUUUCUGGACGAGAUGCUGCACCGGUGCGUGUACGAUCGGAGGGUUAGUGAGCUGGAGAAUCUAAAGGAGAUGGAUGUUUCGGAAAAACCGGAUGAAGAGUUGGAAGCGUUGGUGGGGGCCUAUCUGAAUCGGUUGUCGGUUAUCGCCUCGGAUGCUAUGACUUGUGGACCCGUACUAACAUGGUUGCAGAUCGACAACAAAGGACGCAGACUUCCGGUGGCAGAUGAGCAAACAAUGAAGUGUAUCAACACGCCGGCAGUGGGAGCUGCUUACGGAGUUAGGCGAUAUGUGGCGCAGGCAUGUGACGAGAUUUCUAUCGAGGUGGGAGACAUGAUUUCGGUGAUUGAUAUGCCAAGCCCAGCCGAAUCAAUUUGGUGGCGUGGCAAGAAAAGUCAUCUGCAGAAAAACCAAUACGAAGUUGGAUUCUUUCCACAGAGCUGCGUAGCCACGAUUGGCGAUAAGGUUCCUCGCCAUAUGCCGUUUCCAGCUCCGCUGGUUGGUUCCCUGGCUGUGUCACCAACGAAGCCAGUGCUCAGAAAACAUGGUAAACUGAUAGCUUUCUUUCGAAGUUUCAUACUGUCAAGACCUUCCAGGCGUCGGCUGAAGCAAAGCGGAAUUUAUAAAGAGCGAGUGUUCUCGUGCGAUCUAGGCGAACACUUGCUUAACAGUGGCCAAGACAUUCCAAUGGUUCUGAAAUGUUGCGCGGAGUUCAUCGAAGAGUAUGGUAUAGUGGACGGAAUUUAUCGUCUGUCCGGAAUCACCUCCAACAUACAGAAGCUGAGACGUGCCUUCGAUGAGGAGCGAAUUCCAGACUUAACGCAUCCAGAGAUUAAACAAGACAUUCAUGCCGUGAGUUCCUUACUGAAGAUGUACUUUCGCGAGCUGCCAAAUCCUUUGUGUACCUACCAGCUGUACGACCACUUUGUAGACGCUAUUCAAACCCGACCGGAUGCGUCCACCGAUCUCAAGCUGCGAUUGAUCCGUCAAACCGUUCAGAAAUUGCCGCCACCCCACUAUCGGACACUGAAAUAUUUGGCGACACAUUUGUACAAAAUUUCUCGCCAUUCGGCUAACACGGGAAUGACGGAACGUAACAUUGCCAUCGUUUGGGCUCCGAAUCUACUGCGAUCGCCGGCUUUGGAAACUGGUGGAGUAGCUGCGCUUCGCGGAGUCGGCGUACAGGCGGUUGUCACGGAAUAUUUGAUCAGUAACUGUGAGCAGAUCUUCGACGAUAAUGCGGAUGAUUUCGGCAGCCAUUACGUGGAGUCGCAACCGAAUUCGCUUAGCGACUCUAAUAGUAUUCAAAAUCAUGGUGGCCUGGAACAGGAUCUGUCGCUUUCGAUGGAAAGACCAAAGAGUUUAAGUGUAGGAGGAGCCAAAUUGUUGAGCCUUGAGGAGGCUCGCAUUCGGAAGAAUUGUAUGGAAAACAGCGAAAAGACGAUCCCCAUCAAUAUCACAAAUCCUUCAACGCACAUUGGAUCGUACAUCGAGGUCGGUGGUGGUCCAUCCAGUUUGCCGGAUAAGUACCACACGGUGUUGCCGGUGCCAAGAAGCUGGAAUAAACGGAAAUCUCAUUCGUCUUGGAAGUCUAUAUUCACCAGGCAGCCGCGGCAAUCGAACAGCAAUCAGGACAUCAAGGAGUACAGUAACGCAUCAACACCAACGUCGAAGAAUCCGCCCGUGAUCAUCGCCAACGGAAGAACACCGGAUGAGGAACGUAUGAAACCGGACCAGAAUGGCUGCAUCAAAGAGAGCAACAGCGGGCUACUGCAGGAUAAGAUGACUAAGAGUGUUGAUCUCUAUGACGGGAAAUCCCUCACAAUCGAGUCCUGUGCACGAUCAAGUUCGGUAGACAGUUUGCGAACAGCCGGCCACAGUCGUUCAGUUUCGCACGAUUCGUACUUUGAUUUGCUGCAGUCACCAUUGCGGGGAGGUGCCGUUACCUGUCCCAGUCGGGAACUAUCCGAACUUGGACUAAACUUCGAUCGGGAGGAACCAGAAAUGCGUAUCUUUUCCGAGAGCGAGAGUUUAGUUAGCAGCCCAAAGGUGGCCAAGGAGCAGUCUGUAAGGAGAACACUUCGGGCACGCCCGGAGGAAUACACUAGCGGAGGAAACAGUGUGAAUCCAAGCCCCAAGAAGCAGCCUCGUUUGAACAUUCAGAGUCCCACGGAGACCAGCAAACAGCAACAGUGGAUGGUUGCCUCGGCAAAUACGGACGAAAGCCUCUGCAAACGGUACAAAUUGGAAGACCAGCUCAGUGAUAUCCAGUACAUUGACUGCAAUACUCCGGAGCACAAUGUUUCCAGCGCGGGAUCUUCACUGAACAACAAUACUAUUUUUACCAGUGCACAGGUUCAUCGGUCUCCAUUGCCGGAGGAUUCAGACGGUGAGAACGAACCAGUCGGCAUGAGGAACUCCUAUCCAGGGCCUCAGUAUAGCUACGUGAAAUACGACUCGCCGAUUAAGGAAACCCGGUUCAGCUAUCCGGGAUCUAGUGCCAAAAACAGGGGACCUUCGACUAAGGAUGCACAGGCGAUGAACGUUGACGAGCAACAGCACCAAGAACAACAGCAGCAGCAGCAGCAUCAGCAACACGCAGUGCAAAAGAACGGAUCGUCGCUUUACGAAAGUUUUAUUCUGUGCAGCCAGGCCGCCAAGCCGCCCCAAUAUCCGGGCCGUUACAGCUACUAUCAAGCGAACAGUGGCAGCGGAAGUACCAGCGGCGACAACGGUACGAUCGGUUCAAACUCCGGCGAGGGUAGUAGGGCUUGUGACGACUUGCAGGUAGUUCCCCGCAGUUGCUCCGAGAAUGUACUGCGGAAAAGCGACACUCAGAAGAGCAAACUCAGUGUGAUGACGCCCCAAUCGCCGAUUCAGAGUCCGUGCUAUUCACUGCUGCUCGGAUCGACGAGCUCCGACAACAGUAGCAAUCUAAAUACUCCUAUAUACGAUAUGGACAUUUCGCGAGUUCUAGGGCAGCAGCAACAGCAGCUCCUAUCACAGUCAUUAGACAAAACCAAAGACGAAACGGAAACGAGAGAUAUCAAGGCACUCAAACGGGAGCUUUCGCUAGAUCUAAGCGAAGCGGGAAUCAAACUGAGCGGUGGAAACCAUUUGUCGGCAAAGAAAACCUCCUCCCCCAACACCCCAUCGAACUUCGCCUCGGACAAUACAAAUACGAACACAACGACGACCACUACUAGUCAGUCGAUGACUCCGAGCGAAUUUUGCUACCAAAAUCUGAAUCCGGAUCUUUCACCGGGCGAGCUGGUCACAUUCGCUCCGAAGAUGGCGCCAAAUAAACCGGGAACACCGAUCAAAGCCACAAUCAACAUCACUUACAACGUGCGUUCCCCGAUCCGGAAAGAACAGGAAGACAGUAUUUUCCGCUCGCCAGCCUAUUCAACUGGCUCGGCCACUCCGACUUCACCAAAAAAUGUACCGCAAUCUAAGGUUGUCGAAGAUUUGCCCGACGAAGACGAAUACCAACGGGAACGACGAAGUAUCUAUGAAAAUGUUUUGGUCACUCCGCUGGAUUCGCCUUCACAGCAGGCCGGAAAAGAGGCAGCUGCGGCUAAACGUUUACUAGAAACCAAUUUCGAUGAAACAAUGGUUUACGAACAGGUGAAAUUCUAUAAAAAUGCAGUCUCCGAGGUGAACCAUUUGUUGGGUGAACAAGAAGGGGAUACGAAAGAACCCUGUGACGUUGAGACGUCUUCCAGAUUGGUGGAUUUGUCCAUCAAUGAGGAAGAGGUAAAAGUACCUGAGCAAGACGAGUUUGAAGAAAAGUCGAAAGUUAAGCUAAAAAUCAAAGAAGACGAAGACGAAGAAGAGGAGGAGGAGGACGACGAAGAAAAUACUGACGGUAUAAACAAUAACAAGCAAGACGCUAUUUCUAGACUCGGGACGGAUUCGUCCCAUUCCGAGAUGAAGGAGAAAAUAGAUUUCAUUCUGACGAGCAAGAGUGAAGAAGAAAGUGACGAUGUGCCGAUGUCCGAUGUGAACGAAGAUAGUCUUGAGUUUGACAACACUGACGUCUCCUUGUACGAGAACGUCGAACUGAGGAAAAAGCCUUUUGCACCAGUUUACGAAAACAUGCGGCCAGGGCCGGUAACCCCUACUUGCUCGACACUCAAGUCUACAACCGACGACGAGUUCUCUUCGCUCUGUGCAGAUCGCAGCGAUAUGGACAACGAAAUGGAGUACCGAAUAGAAAUUCCUCCCAAAAUCGAACUCAAGCCGUCAACCAACAAUGUCAACGUUAAGCAGCUAGCAAUCAAGUUCGAAACUAGUCCGGUGGAUGCAAAUCCACCAUUCGAUUUUCAGCAGCAAUCUCGCUUGAACAACAAUCGGGGAAACGCCGGACCGGUGGUAACGAUCCGAAACAAGUCCGCAAAAGACUACCAAAACCUAACGAACAUAACCCGUAGUCUGGACGAAAAUGCUUUCAUUCGCGAAUUCGGCAGUGCUCGUAAGCUGGAAAGCUUCAACAAAAGCAUCCAGCAGAUUCCCGAGAUCGAUAACAUAUUAAACGAGAACAACCCGAACCGGCGCAAAUCGCUGGACUUUACCAGACCAAAGAGCCUCAACCCGCCGAAAAAGCUGCCCUCGCUGGUCGGCGAAGGAAUUGAAAACGUGAACGACGGAAGUGGCGCUGGUGCUACUUCCCCGCACGACUGCUGCCGACAGCAGCAGCAACAGCAAUCGCAGAAAUGUUCACCACCGUCUGAUUUGAAGCUGGAUCUUUCCACCAAGAUAGAGGACACCAAAGAAGCGCGAGCGUACAACGUGCGCAUCACACCGACCACCGAAAACCGGAUCUCUCUGGUCCAGUAUAACUACGAUAAUCGGCUCAACCGACGAGAUUCCCAACAACUGCUCCAACAGGAUGAAGAUCGUAACAGUAUAACCAGUCUCUCCAGUUUGAAAAUGCUCGGUAGCUGCAAGCUGGAUCGCAGCCGAAUAGAGAAAAUAAAAGAAGAACGUCGCCAUCAGUUGAGCGAAAAGUAUCGGUCCGAGUCUUUCAAAGGGGAGCGUAUUUCCGCCGACUACGGUCGGCUGAAAUCGAAAUCCAAGUCGGAACUGCGAGAUUUCAACGGUGAUUGUGAUACAACGGUCGACUCUAGUAAAAAGUAUGACUCGUUACGUUUUCGUUCGAAAUCCCGCGUCGAACUGUCCGACCAGCAACAGUUCAACAGCGGUAGCGGUCGUGCUGGAGGCGGCAGUCUAUGUUCUGCCGUUUCGCUCAACACAGUUGCCACCGGUGCUGGUCGAACGCGACGGAUAAGCGAUGAGAAAAAUCAAAACGAUUGUAUCGUAGCAUCCUGCAGUCCGCCGCGAAUCGUUGCAAACAUUCCACAGGAUGCCACCAUUUCGCAGGUGUGUGAUAGCAAGUUCGAGUUCAAGACGCGGCAAAAGUUUGAUAAGCGGAAUAGCACCAACAGUGGCGACUAUCCGGUCUCGAUUGCUGCCGAUCGCCGGGAGCGGGACAGUUACAACGGUGCAAUGACGACAACGACGACGACGACGACGAAGGGCUUUGCCAGGAGCGGCUCCGGAACACAGCGGGAUCGUUUUUCACCACAGAUUUCAAUCAAAGAUGUAGCAGCGAUGUUCGAGUCACGGUCACAAAACCAGUCGUAAAAAAAGAAAAUUCGUCGUUCGAGUAGCUGUGUUAGAAGCCUGGUAUUGCGACUUGUUUGUUUUGUGGGUAGAUAAAUAUUUUUAAUUACUAAAUAGCCCAGCUGAAAACCGCGCAGACUCGCACAGAAGAGACGCGAAAAAUAAAAAAAAAAAAACAGUCAGAAACACAAGCCAUUGAUAUUACUUCUUACGAUUACACUACGCAUAGAUUCCUGUGACUACACUUUUCUACAUUAAAAGAAAAACAGAUUAACUACUAUAGGACAAAAUUAGAAACCAUCAUUUAUAGUAGAGGCGUCAUUUGAUAUUCUGAUGGAAAGAUAUUUAUUUUACAACUCUGUAACUAUUGUACGAUAGAAAUAAGAUCCAAUUUUUCGAGAGAGAAUCUCAUUCGUGCACUCCUUCUAUACUUUACAACACCAGAUUCAAAAUGAAUAAUACUCUGAUGAAGCAAACGUGUAACUGCUAUUUAAUUAAUACUAACUGCUUAUAAAACAAGGUAAAAAACGGAAUGCUAUUUUAUGCAUUUAAUAAUUGACUGCUAAAACCAACAAGGAAACAACUUACUAUCUAAUGAAUGCAUUCACUACUACUAGACUUUUGUCUUCUUUUUUACAAAAAAAACAGUAAAAACGGUAAAUAUGCCGAAGACGGAAUGGUGAACUAUUGCCCGGGCAAGAAUAUUAAAUGGAAUUUAGCGGUUUGCUUAGAAUUUUUUACCGUGGUUUUGGUUGAAUAUCUAUGGUUGGAUUGGAAUGUACAUACAAGUGAAGUCUGCUAGUUUUACUGAUCUGUUUUCAUUGAACAAUAGAGGCAAGCACGAGAAAGGGAAAAAACAGCUAGGCAUUACACUGAAGAAGUCGUUAAGUUGUACAUCACACACACACUAAUCGUGUAGGUUCUAGGUUUAUUUAGUAGGUCUAUUGUUUUGUCUGUAUCAACGCAAAGGUUUACGCGACGAGCCUUGCGCGAUAGGAAUUUGUUUAUUUGAUCGUUUCAAAAACGAAUUCGACUUUUAUUACUCGUUUUGCUAAAAAGAUGACAAAAAUGACGCGUAAACACAUUCGUUUGUUUCUUGUGGAUUUUAGGAAAAAAUUUGUUAUUGUUCUUUUAUUUUUCUGUUUACCCAAAAUACUGUACAGAUCGCCCCGAAUAAAUGUGAAAAGAAAAUUGAUGAAACAAAAGUGAAACGCAGCCAAGAAGUAGAAAAUACGACAAUAAUUUCCCCAUAGCAUUGGAACCUUAACCAAGUUUAUUGAUUGAAUGCGAGAGAACAAAACAUUUACGAUAUACGCUGUUAUAUUGAAAAUCUUCCGACUUUUCCAUUCAUCUUUUCCGCCACUAACUACUUCUUCCGAUUAAUGUUUCCAUUGAAUGAUUUCAGAACGUUUCAUUUGUUCUUCUUACUCUGUAUAUACACUCUUAAGCACUUUCCUAAAAAUGAUAGAAUGAAAAUGAAGGCCAAUAUGUGUGUAAAUAUGACUGCAGCACUACUCGGGAUAGGAAAAUGUUCUCACGAAAAGUUUUAUAUAUAUGAGAAGAUGCAUGGCUUUGCUACGAGAGCUAUCCAAUAGAUAUUUGUACUAUUUGUUCAGACAAAAUCCAGUAACUGCUAUUCUUCACUUUGAGGAGACAAAUGAAUAAAGAUAAAAAACUCUGAUACUACUGCUAUGUAUACAUAUGAUAUAUCAUACACACUCGAGAAAAAAAAACUACCCGUGAACAUUGAUAUUACUAUAUUGCCUAUGAAUUAUGCAAAUUUUGCUGACCAUCACAACACAAAACAAUACACGACGAAAUGAAAUUUAUGCCAACAACAACAAAAAAAGGUUAGAAUAAAAGAUUAAAA